Nezara viridula (southern green stink bug) is the source of this 3517-nucleotide messenger RNA. The record is from the annotation of a GenBank genome assembly. NCBI's taxonomy places the organism in Eukaryota, Metazoa, Arthropoda, Insecta, Hemiptera, Pentatomidae.
GUUAAUUACAUUAAACAAAUAUAUAAAAAUGACAUUUUAGACGUUUUAAAAUCAAAUUUUACUAAGAAAUGUCAAAAUUGUCUUCGCAUUUUAAUAAUUGUGAAUAGGCUAAGUUUAAUUUUACAUGGAAAGGAAAAGGGCUAGGUAUAAAGGUCCAAAUACAGAUUGGAAUAACCAAGAAAAACUAAUUUCUAAGAAAACUUAUAUAAUUGUAACCAAUGAGGAAGAAGUUGAGAAUUCAGACCGCGAGGUACAGACGUUCAAAAAAGAAGAUUGGCAACAAAGUUGCAUCUUCGAUCCUGCUUUCACCGUCGAUAGUUCGUCUUCCAUGUCCGGGGAGUCUUCUUCAUCAAAUGAAUGGGUAAACUGUGAUGAUGACGUUGAUGAAGUAGAAGAAGAAAAGCCACAACCACCCGGCAUAUCUGAAGAGCAAAAUCUUAAGUUCGUAUUGACAGAUUUUCUUCCCACAAAAACAAACGACGAGCCACCAGGAAAUGAAAGUACUACGAAUGACCAGUUUCCCAAUACGUUACCUUCUAAUGAAAGUAUAGAGAGCAUAGAUUUGAAGAGUGAAUCGGAAAAUCUGAACCUAACCAGUCAGCCCUUAAUACCAACCGGGGGCAGUAAUCGUUAUGCCAGCAAUCCAUUUGUGAAUAAAGUACAAGUUUACAAAGGAAGAAUGGAACCAUAUUAUGAUACAACUUUGAUGGCAGGUAAUCCAAAAACAUUACUUUCUAACAUUAGCAAAUUUUACAUAGACGAAUACAGAGGACUGGCUACUUUAGCAGGUUACAUAUCUGAAUCAGAAACAUCUGUUUACAGUGAGGAUAGCACCAAAAGAGCCAUUAAAUCAAUUUUGAAAAGAGGGGGUAAAAACCAAAUGGGAGAUAAUCCAAAAAAGAAAGUAAGAUUCGAUCUUAACCUACGAUCAUUAGAUGAUACCAGCAGUGAUGUGAGUCAAUAUCCUCUGGAUAAGAAUGCAAAACCUAAUGAUGAAAAAAUGGAAAUAGAAGCAAAACUUACAGAAUUGAACAGUCAUUACAAACAUUCAGCCGAUACUCCCAAAGAGCAAAUAGUAGAAAGCAAUUUAGAAAUAUAUAGAGAACAAUGCAAUGCCCAAAACUAUUUUACUAACAGAGAAUGCUUACCAAAGCUUAAACAUGACUUUAAAAUGAACAAAAGUCCUGUUAUUGUUACACAAGAAUGCAAAAAUAUUCCUUAUGAUCUGCUGGCUAUUGAAGACUUAUUGGAAGAAAGUAACGAUCCCCUAAUGGCCAGUUCAGAAUUUCUAAACAGAAAAGAAAUAAAAAAUGAAUUUAGUGAAAUACAAAGAAAGCGUAGUUCUGAGAAAAUUGACACUAUAUUAAAUGAUUCAAUUUCAUUUACGUCAAUAGGAGUUCAAUCUGAUCAAUUAGAAACUGAUUCAAGAUACGGCACCCCUUCGAAACACAAUAAUAUGUCUAGAGUAUUGGAGACUGAAAGUCUCAACGGUUCAAAACUAGAAUCUAGCGAAUUGAAGAAAACCCAGACAGGAAGCAAACCCUUGAUUUCUGAAGCUGAUUAUUCUUCAUUUAUUAAAGAUUUAGUGAAUAGUUCGGGAGAUAAACUUUCUAAGUUUUUGAUCAGUCUUUCGUCAGAAAUUUCCUCUAAAUCAGGAGAAGAAAAAAUAGCAAAUGCUUUAAUGACUGUAGGAUUGUUUCAAGAGAAGAACGAAUCUCAUGAUACUUUAAAAAAAAUGCAGAAAAAAAAUUCGAACGAUAAUAUUAAGAUAAAUGAAAGAACUGUGGACUCGAAUUACCAAAAAAAAUAUAUAGGAUCAGUGAAAAACGUGAGGGAGAACGGAUUGAAUACUAAUAAAAAAAUUGAAAGAAAAAUCGUCAACAGAAGAUCUAUGAGUGAAAUAAACAUACAUGAUCUAAAAUCACGAAAACCUUAUUACAACCAUACGGAAAGAAAUGUUCAUAGUUCCAGGUUGGAUCAGCUUUACAUCAAAGAAACAGACGAUGAUUGUAUAUGGCAUAGUUUACCCCAAAAUAAUCCCAAUAUUAAUGGAGAGGUGAUGGAAAGACUUUACGAGGUAAUGGCUGAUUUGAAAAAAAAUGUAGACAAAAUAUGUAGAAAAGAAAGUACAAUACGAAUAGAAAAUGCGCAAAUAUGGCUAAAAGAAAACAAACUAGUUGAAAAGAAUAUUUCUUCAGAUGGACCGAUGAAAGCUAUUGUCUCUGAAAAAACAAAAGAAACUUACUCCCAAACAAUCGAGACUAUUGGAGUUCAUGUAGGUGAUCAUAUUCAAAGGCAAGCUUUAGGUAAAACUGAAAUACUAAUUGUAUCCAAUUCGAAAAAUGAAGAAAUAAAUAUCAAGGUGAACGAUAAAAAUAUAAAGAAUCGGUUUAUAGUUCCAUCAGUUGAGUCGAUAGAAAUAAAUAAAAUGAAUAGCGACUUGAAUGAAAUCGAAGAAAGAAAACGAUUUUUCGAAGACAACGAACACAUUCCAUUCAACGUUGUUUUCAACGAAAGAACGCAUUUACCAACACUGAAAAAAGGUAAAUAUGAAGUAGAAAUUUUUGAAAAAAUGGACGGUCAAGUUAUCCAUGAUACAAACUUCAAAACCUUUAUGAAAAAACUUACAGGGAAUUUGAACGCUAUAAAAUUAAAUAGUCUUCACAGCUACGAAAAACCGCGAAACGUAGUGCGAUCGUCCCGUUCGUCUAAAUCAAAUUCGUCACCUCAUAGCAAAACGAACAAGCCGGUACCUAACUUCAUAACCUCAUUUCUUAACAGGCUGCUCAAAUUGAGAACCAACACACCAGUAAAAAAUUCAAAUCGACAAUUCGUAAGUUCACAGAAUUGGGCUCAGGCAGAUCGGGUAAACGUUUUAAAAUCUUUUAUUCCAGAAAGUAACAAAGAAAAGACCAUUAACCCAAUCAAUGAAAGAUUCAUAGGAUCUAAUGAUUUCAAAUCUUUCAAAGUGGGUCAUACUUCUUCUAGUCGUAUGGAAUGCGACAGGGAGUACAUGAACAUGUAUGAGGGUGAAUGGCCAGACGUAAUAAAAACGAGGUACCCCAAUGGCAUGAUACAUUUCGGUCCGUUGACUAUUAUGCCUGAGCCUACUUCCGUGAAUUAUGAGAGGCAGAACGUCAAAUCGGAAAAUUGCUCCAGCUCUAAAUCUGGGAGCUGUCGUCGGUAUGUCUAUAACAAACAUAUGAAGCGUAUGGUAAAAGCGUCUAUGACGAGGAACGAGCAGCAGCCUGAAGGUGAAUUGUCCACAGAAUUCAGCGAAACCGAGCAGGAAUUUUACCAUCAGUGGAGCCAAAUGGGGAAAGUGUGAAAUGUGCUUUACUCUGUUGGGUAAAUGAGUGAUUUAAUAAAUUUUAGACUAUUUAUUAGUUUUUAAAUAAAGCUUUAAUUAAAAAUUAAAAUAAAUCAUGAAUUUAGUUCAAUUAAAAUCAUACUUGGUAUGUUUAAGGAUUUGUUAUCACAAAUUAAAGCUAAUCCUCCCCAAAAAAGGAGCGGUGUU